This is a messenger RNA of Lathyrus oleraceus (garden pea), 1461 nucleotides long. RefSeq names its product protein FAR-RED ELONGATED HYPOCOTYL 3-like. The record is from RefSeq and is a predicted model, not a curated record. The coding region runs from base 1 to 1461 and encodes 486 amino acids. The transcript is spliced from 3 exons. NCBI's taxonomy places the organism in Eukaryota, Viridiplantae, Streptophyta, Magnoliopsida, Fabales, Fabaceae.
AUGGAGGCCUCUAAACUUGGAUUUGGUGUGGUUAUCGGAAGGUCUGAUAAUGGUUUGGAUAGAAGAUGCGUUUUUGUGACAAUGACGUGCGAAAGAAUAGGGACAUAUAAAACUCCUCUUCAAAAUUUUAAAAGAGACAGCACUAGUUCUAAAAAACGUGAUUGUCCGUUUAAGGUGCGUGGUUACAUGUUGGCAAACAAAAACCGGAGAUUUAAUGUGAUAAGUGGUUUGCAUAACCCUGAUGUGUGUGAAAAAUUAGUCGGUCAUCCUAGUGUGUGUCGGCUCAUGCCGGAAGAGAAGGAAUGUGUUGCUGACAUGAUCUUGAAUCUAGUUCAACCGAAAAAUAUACUUGCAGCAUUGAAACGGAAACGACCCAAAAAUAUAUCAAAUUUCAAGCAAAUGUAUAAUAUUCGACACCUAACUAACAGGGCGCUUAGGGGGGAUAGAAUCGAGAUGGAACAACUCUUGAAAUUGUUGGAUGAUAACAGUUACGUGUCUAGGUACCGAACGUGCGAGGAUGAAGUUACUGUUAGAGAUAUAUUUUGGACUCAUCUUGAUUCCAUAAAGUUGUUCAACACGUUUUCUACGGUGCUCAUACUUGAUUCAACCUACAAGAUCAACAAGUAUAGAUUUCCAUCAUUGGAGAUCGUUGGUGUUACCUCAAUUGAGAAGACAUAUUUUGUUGGUUUUGCAAUUCUUGAGUGUGAAAAAAGGACAAAUUUUACUUGGGUCUUAGAGGUGUGUCGGACACUAUUGAAGGACCAAAGUGAGAUGCCUAAAGCGAUUGUUACCAACUGCGAUACUGCAUUGAUGAACUUGGUUGCAAAUGUAUUUCCUUCUUCUAAUGCAUUACUUUUUAGGAAAGUGUGUGGAAACUAUCCAGAUUUGUUGAAAUAUGUUGAAAGCACAAUUCUUGACCAGUUAGUCGGUAACAUUUCUCGGGCGAGUUUGAACUAUAUUUUUCACGAGGCUAAACGAGCUGAUAAUGUAGGCUCUGAUAGCGCAAAGUGUGGAUACACAAUUGUGAAAACCUAUGGUCUCUCAUGUGCUUGUGUUAUUGCUAAAAAGGUGAAACUUGGUGACCCAAUAAAAAUGGACGAGGUUUACACUCAUUGGAAGAGACUUAGGUUUGAUGAUGAUGGUGUCAUGAAUGACGGUAAAUCGAAUAUCUCUAAUUUGACCAAAUGGAAAGUGAUACAAGAGAGAUUUUUGAAAGUCAGUGACAACAUGAAACUCCACAUCAAAGAACAAUUGAGGAAGAUUGUUUAUCCAAAAACCACCGACAUGAAACCACCAUCUCAACCGAUAAAAACAAAAAGUGCUCUGAAGAAAAUGAAGCUUACACCAAAUGACAAUUUGAGUACACUGUCUCCUUCAUAUUUUGAACAUGUUAACAAAGUUUUUCCCGACUCACCAACUCCAAAAAAUCUCAAAAAAGUGAUGUCACGCCACCUCCGCUAA